This is a messenger RNA of Lathyrus oleraceus (garden pea), 507 nucleotides long. RefSeq lists its product as uncharacterized. The coding region runs from base 1 to 507 and encodes 168 amino acids. The record is from RefSeq and is a predicted model, not a curated record. The transcript has 3 exons. NCBI's taxonomy places the organism in Eukaryota, Viridiplantae, Streptophyta, Magnoliopsida, Fabales, Fabaceae.
AUGAAGGAUGAAAGUAUGGAUGUGAUCAGUAAGUUACUUGUGGUGUGUGAUUUUACGGAAGUCUUUCUUGAUGAUAUCUGUGAUUUUCCACCAAAGUGCAAAGUUGAGUUUACCAUAUACUUAGUAGUUGGUACUAGUACAAUGUCGAGGGCUCCUUAUCAAAUGUCUGCUGCAGAGUUGAGUGAAUUAAAGAAGCAACUGAAAGAUCUAAUUGAAAAGAAGUCGUUCGUCCGAGGGUUUUGUCUGGGGGUGACUAUAAAAAAUAAGUAUCAAUUUUCGAGGAUUGAGGACUUGAUGGGUCAGUUGGUUGGUGUUUCUGUGUUUAACAAGAUAAACUUGCAUUUGGGUUAUCACCAGAUAUGUGUGAAGCAUGAAGAUAUUCUGAUGUCUGCUUUCAGAGCGAGGUAUGGACAUUACGAGUAUUCGGAAGUCUUUGCAUAUGUCAAUGUUGGUGGUUCGAGAGUUCGAGUUGAUCGAGCAAUUAAGAAACACGAGUUUUAUAUGUGA